Messenger RNA from Cygnus olor (mute swan), 1322 nucleotides. It is a transcript of the gene PSMC4, whose product is annotated as proteasome 26S subunit, ATPase 4. Gene Ontology annotation, biological process: proteasome-mediated ubiquitin-dependent protein catabolic process. Gene Ontology annotation, cellular component: proteasome regulatory particle, base subcomplex. The transcript has 9 exons. NCBI's taxonomy places the organism in Eukaryota, Metazoa, Chordata, Aves, Anseriformes, Anatidae. Bases 1 to 1251 code for a protein of 416 amino acids. Gene Ontology annotation, molecular function: ATP binding; proteasome-activating activity; ATP hydrolysis activity. The record is from RefSeq and is a predicted model, not a curated record.
AUGACCCCUCGGGGGCUUGGGCACCUGGGGGACACGUGGCGCCUCUUGGGGACGCUUGGGCCCCUCGGGGACCCGCGGUGGCCCCUCUGGGGACCCACGCGCGUCCCCCGUCCCCCCGCCCCGCCACAGAAGCUGCAGCAGGAGCUGGAGUUCCUGGAGGUGCAGGAGGAGUACAUCAAGGACGAGCAGAAGAACCUGAAGAAGGAGUUCCUGCACGCGCAGGAGGAGGUGAAGCGCAUCCAGAGCAUCCCCCUGGUCAUCGGGCAGUUCCUCGAGGCCGUCGACCAGAACACCGCCAUCGUCGGCUCCACCACGGGCUCCAACUACUACGUGCGCAUCCUGAGCACCAUCGACCGCGAGCUGCUGAAGCCCAACGCCUCGGUGGCCCUGCACAAGCACAGCAACGCCCUGGUGGACGUCCUGCCCCCCGAGGCCGACAGCAGCAUCAUGAUGCUCACCUCAGACCAGAAGCCCGACGUGAUGUACGCCGACAUCGGGGGCAUGGACAUCCAGAAGCAGGAGGUGCGCGAGGCCGUCGAGCUCCCCCUCACCCACUUCGAGCUCUACAAGCAGAUCGGCAUUGACCCCCCGCGGGGUGUCCUCAUGUACGGUCCGCCCGGCUGCGGGAAGACCAUGUUGGCCAAGGCGGUGGCCCAUCACACCACAGCCGCCUUCAUCCGCGUGGUGGGCUCGGAGUUCGUGCAGAAGUACCUGGGCGAGGGGCCCCGCAUGGUGCGCGACGUCUUCCGCCUGGCCAAGGAGAACGCGCCCGCCAUCAUCUUCAUCGACGAGAUCGACGCCAUCGCCACCAAGCGCUUCGACGCCCAGACCGGAGCCGACCGCGAGGUCCAGCGCAUCCUCCUGGAGCUCCUCAACCAGAUGGACGGCUUCGACCAGAACGUCAACGUCAAGGUGAUCAUGGCCACCAACCGCGCGGACACGCUGGACCCGGCGCUCCUGCGGCCCGGCCGCCUGGACCGCAAGAUCGAGUUCCCGCUGCCCGACCGGCGCCAGAAGCGCCUCAUCUUCUCCACCAUCACCGGCAAGAUGAACCUGUCCGAGGAGGUGGACCUCGAGGACUACGUGGCGCGGCCGGACAAGAUUUCGGGGGCCGACAUCAACUCCAUCUGCCAGGAGGGCGGCAUGCUGGCGGUGCGGGAGAACCGGUACAUCGUGCUGGCCAAGGACUUCGAGAAGGCCUACAAGACGGUCAUCAAGAAGGACGAGCAGGAGCACGAGUUCUACAAGUGACACCUCUUGGGGACCUCGGGAACCUUGGGGACACGCGGCCACCCUCAAUAAACCCCCCUCCCCCACCCCCA